GCGUGUUCGCACACGUUCACGGGUCUGCGUUUUGAUUUGGUCUUCCCACUUUCCCAUAUUCUCCACCUGCCACACAUCCAUAUCCACAUUCAUUCAAAUUCUCCACUACUCUCUUCUUGCGGCUUUUUUUUUUUGGCAGCCGCAACACCGUUAUUGCACCGCGUGUGUGUGAGCCAGUGUGUGUGCUUGUGUGUGAAGGAUUCGAAAAACUACGCUUGGGAUUACUUCUUUUUAGGCUAUUUGGCGUUUCUCGGUUAAAUACAGAAUACGCUUUUUCCAUUUCCAAAAUCAUACAUUUUUUUAUAAAGCAUUUUUUAUUUUAUAGUUGGUUAUAAUGAUUUCCCGUAAACGUAGUUUGAUUUUGACAGGAUUUUGUUUGCUAGCAAAUUUGCAAAAAAUUGUGUGAUAAAAAAUAAUGAUUUUAGACAAGACCUUUUUUUUCGCGAAAUGAUAUUAGGGUAAAUUUCAGAGAAAAGCUUAUGGUGACCGGUGAUUUGUAAAACUUAACCAAAGUAACUGAAAAUAUAAUGGAUUUCUAAAGGUGUGAGUCCUGUAACUCUUAGGGCAGUUAAAAGAUUCAGAGAAAAAACUUUGUUCACAUAAGGAUUUUUCUUUGCGUGGGACUAAACAGAGAAUGCAGAGAAUUAAAUAAAAAGUUCGAACAUUUUGCCUCUUUUAAAAUAUUUUAAUUUUUUUAAGCACUCUUGUUACGGAAAUUAAUAAUGUGCAUCUUAAACCCAUUCACAUUUAGGGGCUAUCCGAAAGUAACAUCAAAAAUGACUUACUAAAAUGCUGAUAAAUGUUUUCAGAGUUCUUAUCAUAUUUUAAGGGAUACGGUUCAAUAUACGGAAUUAAGAAAAUAUCUAGAAUACAAUUUCGAAAAUUGUCAUUAGUUUUAGACAGAGUUCGUAGCCAAUGCAGUUUUGGAGAGAACCGAAUCUCUCCAGAAGUUGCAACUCCGCAGCGCCGGCGGUAACUCUCCCGCUGCCAACGCUACAGCUGGCGUCUCUGCCGACCGCGAUAGCGACGUUGACUGCGGGCAGAGCAGAACUGAAACUGAAACAUGGAAAUCGUGAAGAAAAGUCGAGUCGUGUCGAGAUCGAAGCGCCGAACGGAACGGAACGAACGGAGCUGAACGGAAGUGCAGUGCAAAGCGGAAACGGAAGUUGGAGCAGUAUUCCCACUUAGUGCUUGGCACGCACACACACCAGCUCGCGCGCACACACACACUCAACCGAACACGCACGCACACACACACGUGCGUUUGGCGGCGUUCCUCAUAAUAUUAUUUCUUAUAUUUUUCCAAACUUACAACGCGUGCAAGCGAUUGAUUUUUUUUGCAAAUUUUUUUAACGUGCUCUCUCUUUAUACAUUUAUAAAAAUACGAAAUAAAAACAAAAUAUAUGAAAUCAAAUGCAACGAAAAACAACCCUCAACAGCAGCGAGAACAACAACGUGCGGUGUUGUGUGUAAGCCUGCCGCAGAAAUCAAAUGAAAGUCCAACUGCAAAGUAAAGCUAAAAGAAAGUCGACAAAAGUGGCAAUAUGCAGUGCGUGUGCAUUGAAAAACCAGAUAUACAGCGGCCACAGGGUAUAGUACUUUGGACAAGUGAAAUAUCCCCCGAACGCCAGUGAAAAUCGGAGGAAAAACCAACGCCAACCAAGCAUUCGCAGACAACACCGGAAUCGCUGGGAAACCGGACAAAAUGCUUGGCAGCCAAAUUGGCUGCCUUUGAGGCUGAGUGAGUGGCUCAAGCACGGAGACCUUUUUUAAGACAAAAGCCUAGAGAAACUAAAAAAACUUUCGAAUUAUUACGAGAAUCUUCUAUAUUUGAAAUAUUUUCAAAUUCAAAUUUAAAUAACUUUAUUCUUAAUAAACUAAUUGAUAAUUAAUUACAUAAUAGUAAACAAAGCUCAAAUAGACUGAAAUAGAGUCCAAAUAUAUUACGAAAGUAAAAUGUAAUUAAUUCAACAUAUCAUAUAAAUUAAUUAGAACAAAUUGCAUUUAAGUUAUUAAAAAGCAAGAUCAACCAAAACAAAGCAAAACAAGCGUAUAAUUAAAAAAAAAAAAAAAACACAGGGCUGCAAAUCCAAUGAACAAAAGUCAAAAAUAAACACGAGAAGUCUCGAAAAUUAAGUGAACAAAAAUUAAAAAGCAGAUCAAAGUGCAAAAAGUGUGUGGUGGCUUCAUCGCGAAGAACAAAAACCCAUCUAAUACCGCAUAAUUCAUUUCUUUCAAAUACUCCGUUUAGUUCGCGUUUCAAUUCAAUUCAGUUUAAUAAAUUAAUAUGUUAAACCCAAAAGCCAGAAGAACGGCGACAUAAAUGGAUCAUCAAUCGUAGAGGCAGCCGAAAAGAAAUCAAGAUCGUCAAGUGUCUAUGAGGACAGCUGAAAGUAUUUUCUUUUUUUUUUUGGGGGGCGCGGCUCCAACUGCCCCACGCCGACGCACGCCUACAGGAGCAAGUGAGACGGCAGACAGAGCGACUGAGAGGGCGACAAAUGUGCAAGCGGCGGUGAGUGAGCGGAUUCGGAUUCGGUUUCCGGAUUCCGGGGGGCUGAGAAGGACGUAAAGGCGCUGAAGGACGCAGGAAGAAGGCCAUGGAUUGGUCCCGGUGGCAAAUGGCCAGAGAAAGAGCUGGCAACCCUGGACAAGUCAGGAACAACCCUGGGCGCAAGGAUUGCGAUCGCGAGACCCGAUUGGAGUGGUUGCCCAUUUGAUUCGUUGCGGCGUCACACGUAGGUUCUAUCAGUCAGUCAGUCAAUCAAUCAGUCAGUCAGUCAGUCACCCACUCAGUAAAUCAAUCGUGCCACAGUGCUCGGUUAUCGUUGUCCCCUACAUCAUCAGUAAAAAGCAGAAAUACAAUACCAAGCGAUCAAGACAUGCACAUUACUGUAAAUACGCCAAACUCAAAACUAGUUUCAUAAAAGUAAAAAACCAAAAACCAACAACCAAAACCGAAAAACCCAAUUGAGAAAGUGCAGUGCUCAGUGUUUACCGACAAAGGAAAAAGAGGCGGCGUGGAAUAUCGAGUGGGGAAACUUCGGAAGUGAGAGGGCGGCCGGGGGCUGCCCCGGAAAAGAAAAUCUUCAAGAUCAACAACAACGAAAUCAACCAGAAAAUCCACUGUAACAAGAGCAACAACAGCAUAACGCCCCCAACACUGCCAAUGACAUUGCCAUUAUCAAGAACAACGUUCGUUCAUCAUCGAUCGUUUAGAUUUGACACAAGGUUCUAUCACGCAAACUAAAGCCACAUCUUGUUGCGGACACCGUAAAGCAGUAUAUAAGUCGGGCCCAACGCACAACCAAAAAGGGUUCUCAAGAGCAGCAAAAUAUGGAGUUUUUACGAGGCGUCUAUGCGUUUAUGCAAGUGAGUAGAUCAUCGGUUGACUACAGCGGAAAUGGAUACGGAAGCGGCGAAUAUGAGGCAACCUUGACUACCCUGCCCAGCGACAACCCAGAGCCAACAGCGAUAAUCGGAAGCGGAAUCAACAUUCGAUCGAUAACUGAUAACGACAAGGAGGCCGAGGCAGCAGCAGCAAAAACAAGAGCUGGGGAAGCCGAAGUCCUUUGGCCAAACUCGUUAGACAGCUGUAAUAAUACUAGCUGUACCAGUACCAGUUCUAGUUCCAGAUCAGAUCCUGCCCAAAAAAUAAGAAUACCUGGUACAAAAAUAUCAACGAACAAACCCGAAGACAGUUGAGAGUGCGGCAGAAAUAAUGGGCAUCGGUGCCAGAUGCGGUGAAUUACGAGCAAGAACUAUGAACUACGAUCGAAUAAUGCUAACUAAUGUGAUAACUCGUAUGUACAUAUAGCCACGUAUAUAUCCAAGUAUAUAACAAAACAUAUUUACAAGCGAACUGCAAAACCAAAUCAAAGCAAAUCAAAAAUCAUAACGAAACGAAACAAAGCGUGAAACAAAAACCUAAAAUCAAAAAAUCUCUAAUCGUAAAACCAAAUAAAAACAGGGCAACUCGUGAAAAGGUGGCCUUAGCUUGUGCGACUGAAAAACCAAACCAAAUCAAUUCAUCGAUUAAUGAUAACCGAUAAGCAAUAAGCUGAUUAACGAAUCAGCGACUAAUCGAUUUAAAGCGAUACCCCUAAGUCGAAAUCACGAACGAUCUCAACGCAAGAGGCGGCAGCGGCGAUAACAUAUAUCGAUAGCCGAUAGACUGGCUCUGAACCACUGCUGGCGGUGUGUGUGUGUGUGCGCGUGUGUGUGCGGUGCCGCCCACGCCCAUCCAUCCCCACCCCCGCCAAAAGCAAAGUGAUAGAAAAUGGUGUCUCAUGUCAAAAUCGAUUCACCUGUUUUUCGCCUGCACACCAACGCAACGGUUAUAUUACUGAUCACAUUCUCGAUUGCUGUGACGACGCGCCAGUACGUAGGAAAUCCCAUAGACUGUGUACAUACAAGAGACAUUCCCGAAGAUGUUCUCAACACAUAUUGUUGGAUACACUCAACGUAUACAGUGGUCGAUGCGUUUAUGAAGAAGCAAGGUUCCGAGGUGCCUUUUCCCGGAGUUCACAAUUCACAGGGCCGCGGGCCUCUUACAAUAAAGCACACAAAAUAUUAUCAAUGGGUAGCGUUUACACUAUUUUUUCAGGCAAUCUUAUUUUAUACACCAAGAUGGCUGUGGAAAUCUUGGGAGGGUGGCAAGAUUCAUGCGCUCAUCAUGGACUUAGACAUAGGCAUUUGUUCCGAAGCCGAGAAAAAACAAAAAAAGAAAUUACUUUUAGAUUAUUUGUGGGAAAAUUUAAGAUAUCACAAUUGGUGGGCGUACAGAUAUUACGUGUGUGAGCUGCUCGCCCUUAUAAAUGUGAUAGGUCAAAUGUUUCUUAUGAAUCGAUUUUUCGAUGGCGAAUUUAUGACAUUUGGCCUGAAAGUGAUAGAUUAUAUGGAGACCGAUCAGGAAGAUCGCAUGGAUCCGAUGAUUUACAUAUUUCCCAGAAUGACCAAAUGUACAUUUUUUAAAUAUGGUUCAAGUGGGGAGGUGGAGAAACACGACGCCAUUUGCAUUUUACCAUUAAACGUUGUUAAUGAGAAGAUUUACAUUUUCCUUUGGUUUUGGUUUAUAUUAUUAACGUUUCUCACAUUAUUAACGCUAAUAUACAGGGUGGUUAUUAUAUUCUCUCCUCGAAUGAGGGUCUACUUAUUUCGUAUGCGAUUUAGGUUAGUGCGUCGUGACGCUAUUGAAAUAAUCGUUCGUCGUUCGAAGAUGGGCGAUUGGUUUUUGUUGUAUUUACUAGGUGAAAACAUAGAUACAGUUAUAUUUCGUGAUGUUGUACAGGACUUAGCGAAUCGUUUAGGACAUAACCAACACCACAGGGUGCCUGGCUUAAAAGGUGAAAUACAGGAUGCAUGAUAUUGGGAGUAUUAGAAACAAUACAAAAUGCAAUUUGUCGUCUCCAUUUAAAAACCAUCGAAUUCAACAACAAAAAUGUCGAAAGCAAGAAUAAUAUUAUGAAAGGACAAUUACAACCACAAAGGAAUCUAGAGAUCUUUGCAGCAGCCGCUUCAUUAAAACUUACAACUCAACACACCGCUAAAAAAUCUUUAAAAAACGUAUCUCAAAAAUACAACCAAAAAAACUAUCGUCAGCUCGCAGUCAGUCAUAAAUCAGCAUUAUCAACCAUGGAGACUAAGUCUAUCGAUAGUCGGUACAAACACAUUCAAAACCACAGGACAUAGAAUACAGCAUAGAAAAAUGGAAGCGGAAUGAAAGCAUGGAGAAAUAUGGAAAAAUAGGGAAGCAUUAACAGCCACGCAACGAAAGGAAUUACUACAAAUUCAAUACCAAUCAAUUAAAGUAACGUAAAUGAGAAAACGGAUAUCGAAUAAUCAAGAGAUCAAAAAUGGAAGUCCUGGGACUUCCGGACAGGACACCCAAGCCGGUGGCAAGUAGCGCCUGCCGUCGGCCAGGGGUCACAAGGUCACAAGUCACAAGGGAUCGCUUGGAAAAUUAGCGAUCAGCGACCCAUAGAAGUGUUGCCCCAAGGACAAGAUCAAAGUGUGAGGAGAACAGCAAAUGGACAGCACCGGAAACGGAAAACAACAGACGAAUACGCACACACACACAGACGACGCCACACAUACGCUUACAGCGAAAUCACUCAUACGCCCCGUAGAACACAUCGCACUUUGCUUGUCAUGCAGCGUUAACUAAACCAAACAUCAACAAAGUCGAGACGACGCCCGCGGAAAAUUGCAUUUCUGUAUUAACCCCAAGAGAAUAGAAGAGGAAGAUUCGAAAAUCAGCAUCACUUUCACCGAGGAAGAGCAGGAGUACCAUACAAACGCGAUGCUAAAACAACGCAACAAGACGGGGAAAGAAAAGCCGCCCCGCUUUGAAAAUGCAGCAAAUGAAAGUCAAGAAAAUCGCAAGUGGAAAUCGCAGAGGAGAGUAACAGUUUAAUUAAAUUAAAUUCAAUUCAAUUAAAUUAAAUUACUUAUUACAAUGAUAUCUUGAAGUGUUCAUGUAUUCGAAAGUAGGUUAACUAAGUCAAGCAUACAAGUAAUUCUACAUAUAUGUAUAAUAUAUAUAUUAUAUAUAUACACAUAUAUAUAUAUAUAUAUAUAUAUAUAUAUAUAAACAAUUUUUUUUUAACUCUAAGCAUUUGUAUUACCCGCUAAACAAAUGAACAACAAACCAAAACGAAAAAAAAACUAGAAAAAACAACCAAAAAAAAGCAAACUGAAAACAGAAUUUUUUUGUAUACAGAAAUGAAUGAAAAUUGAAACCCGAAAUGAGCAGAUAGCGAAAUAAUGAUAAAGAAAAUUAAAGAGUAAAACCUAAAACCGAGACGAAACGAACAGAAAAUAUCAGUAAAUAUCAAAGAAAGUUCAGAAAAUACCAUACCGAAAACCGAAACAAAAGAUACAUUUACAUAGUUUAAUUAGAAGAAACUAUAGCGCGCAUCAUUAUAUAACCGAAAAACUGAAAAACCGACCGAACAGAACGUUACUCCCAACUUACAAAGACAAACAGACAGACGGAAACGAAAAUGUUUUAAGCUCACUCACAGUUACACACACUCACAACACAACACACACACACGUAUAUAGCAUGUAAAGCAUAUAUAAAUAUAUAUAAUUAUCAAUCGAUCAUUCAGUAAAGGAGAGCAGCCAACAUUCGCAUCAUAAAACAAUUAACUCCUCUAAUAAUAGAGCAUACUCAACUCUGUGUCUCUCUACGAAAAAUACGCCUAGUACUCAAGCGGUACUCAAUGCGAAAAUAACCCAGGAAAAACGGGCGGCACACUCACGCUUUGUCACAUGAAUCAAGUGUAAACGCAACGAUAAUAACUUUAUAAUACCGCUAGCGAAUUAAGUCCUAAACAAGAGGGUACAGUUCGGGAGUUCGACAAUUCCCCCAGGCAUUGCAGGUGGUCCUACAGUAAACGCCUUCUAUGACAAACAUCGCCCCCUUCGAAAAAUAGUCACCCAUCCACGAGUUCAUCAUCAUGUGCUACAAAUCGUAAUAUCCGUCCAAAAAACCUUUUGAAGCGCACCUCCCGCUCUCUAACUACAAUCUCUUCUUCUUUUUCGGGUCCCGAUCCUUGAUCCAGGGUCCUUCCGACUUCCGCCAUCCGCAACACCCACUCCCAAGCCCCCAAGAAAUGGACCAAAGAACCAGUUACACAGAUGCCUCAAAAGUUUUUCCCCUCCCCGUCGCAUUUUCCCAUCUCUUGAAGGACGACCAAGAAAAACAAAUACACAGCCAGAAAAAGCCAAGCCAGAGAUGCAAAUCUAACAACAAAUGUCACUGCCAACAAAAACAGUAAUUGUAAAAUCAAGUUUAAAUAGUUAAAGACCAUACAUAUAUGAAACGAAAUGGGGACCUGAUAUGAAAUGGAAGGUAUUUCCGUAGGGCUAGCACUGCAAUGCCGAAAGUAGUUACAAGAAAGCAAAAGGAAUUAAAACCCGAUGAUUGUUCCUUGUCACAGAAUCAGGAAUUGCCGAUGUGGACCUGCUCAAAACCUCACUCCUUUCGGGAAUUCAUUUCGGAUUUAGAUCACCUAAUUUGAGUGUUUUUUCCGUCUACUCACACUACUCAGUAUACUCAAAGACGCAUUAAAAUUUAGAGGGAGGAGAAAGUGGGUGUAAGGUUGAAGCGAAAAAACAAUAAAUGUAACAAUAAAUGGUAAUAAGUAAUUUUAGCGUAUUUUUUUUAACAGCUUAUAGCCAACUAAGUGAAGUAAUUGUAAUUCUAGUUCAAACUGAACCAUUUUUGUCUGCGUUUUUUUUUUUUUGUCGUGGAUUCGUAGGUUAAGCCCCACACACACACUUAUAGCCACACAAAACGCAACCACAAACAUGGUAAACGAAAAGCAAAUGUAUAAAUAUCGAGGAUACAUACACUGUAAUUAAGGUGGACGAAUAAGAAGGAAUACCAUACCAAAACGUAAGCAUAUUACAAGGAAAUUGCCAUUAGUCGAUAGUGUUAAAGCGAUACGUAUAUGAUCUACAUGCUAGGCUAACAAAAAGCAAACAAACGAAAGAAAUAAUGGAAGGAAUACUUAGUGUAGCUCAAGAUGGAAUCUCUCGUAUCUCGUAAUUCGUAACUCCAACUAAAAGCAAUUGUAAAAUAUCGUAAUAGAUCUAGGGGCGAUCGAACAAACAAACAAAAGCAAAGCAAACGAACAAUACGCAAGACUUUAUUUUAAAAAGUAUUUGCCGCAAUAUUAGGUCGAAGAGUUCGAAUUGUACUAGCUGAAUCUAGAAAAUAAGAAGAACAUUUCAUAGACGCAAUCCUAGAAGCAAUAAGCACACCCGGAAAAGGAAAUUAAAGUUAGAACGGAAACGGAAUCAGGCAGAGCUAACGGUAACAACGAUGACUCUUCACCACGUUUCCCCACCUCCGGUACAAUUCUGUCCACUUCUCACCACACAUCACUGCACUUUUCUUGCUCUCUCUCUCUCUUACACCCUUUUUGCAUCUCUUUUCCACUGAAAGAAUAUGUUAACUAUUCUUUCACUAAGUAGCCUGUUUCCUCUUAAAGAAAAAGCAACAAAAUGCACGCAUGCCAAAUAUCAGUUUUAUCAGUGCAUUUCACAUUUAUGGAGAACGUAAGUUUCAAGUGUGGGCACUUGUGUUUUACACGUUUUACAAACAUCUCAACAUGUGAUAGUGGAGACAGGCUCUACUUUGUAUAUCCCAUUUAAGAGAAUCUGAAUCCGUAAGAAUAAUUCAAAAUUCUGUUGAAUCAUCCUUUUUUUCAAGUGAUUAAUGUUUGUGUUCGUUUGUUAAUUUGUUUGUCUGUUUGUUUGUUCCCGGCCUGAAAUUGGUUUCUGCCAUAUUGUUUGUGUAUAGUAAUUAUGUUUUUUUUGGUGGCUAAGUUAAGGUUUUAGUUCUUCUACCAUACUUUCUCACUGAUUUUUUCAUACGUGCAAUAAAAAAGAGACUUGUAUACAUAUCAUUGUUUUUUUGGUUUAAUUUUGGGGCUACAUUUCAGAUUCUCCACCCACCUGUUCCUCUCUUCCCUUCUCACCCCUCUGCUCUUAUCCCCUUCACUAUUUAUCUGUCUCUUUCUUAGCACCCGCUCAAUUGAAAGCGACCAAGAAAGUCAAUUUCUCACGGCUCAAAAACGCAAUAAAAACUGAACCUUGAAAUCUAACGAACUAAAGCAACAAUUAGUGAAGCAUAUUGGUGAAAUACUCGUAACUUAUAUUUUAAAUCGAAUUAGUGAGUGAUUAGCGCAACGGUAACGAUAAAAAAAAAAACAAUUUAGUUGAAUUCCCUAGCAGAAUCGAAUCGAAUAGUGAGAACUUUUUAUUAGGAAGCGAAAGCGUUUUUUAAUUGUAUAUUAAUCGAAUCAAAAUUGUAAAGAUCAAAUAAAAAAUAACGAAUAUUGCAUACAAAUUGAAACUGCCAAUUCACAUUCUCAGACAAAUUUUUACGAAGCUAAAGCUAAAACCAAAACCAAAACUUAAGAACAUCCAAUUAAUAGCACUAAGCGAAAAUAUACAAAAUUGCUGAAAAUUACCGAAAAGCGAAACCAAGCUGAAGAAUCGCAAAAUCGAACUCGUAUCUAGAUCAUUUAACUAGGCCCACGACUUUAACCCUCCUUCGUUUCGGUAUCUCCCGAUUCUCGAUUUCGAUAGCCAAUAUAUCCGAUGGUCGUCACUUGAUUAACCAUAUCGGAUUGCGGUUCAGGAUUACUUUAGGCACUUAGCGUAUAUAUAAAUUUGUGUGUGUGUGAACAAAUAGCAGACAAUAAUUAGUGAGGGAACUUUUUAGGCGAGAUCGAAGGACCAGGACUGAAAUGACGAGGGAAAAUAAGUUUUCCUGGACUAAGUGGGCGUGGCUUUCACAAGCAGCUAAUUUAUUGUCUUCCAGCGUACAUAUUUCACUAUUUUAGUCAAGAUACUUUGUUUCCCCAACUGGAAUAACGUUGCAGCUUAAAUGUGAUUAAAUUCUGAUUUUUAAUCGUUUUUCGUUUUUGUCAAAGUUUUCUAUACUAUUGGCCACGCCCCAAGAUCUCAAAGGCUUGAAAAUGAUAGAAAGAGAUUUAUUUCGUUGGUGGCCCAGAGUUCAGCAGCAAAAUUAGCGAUCCGCAUUUGAUGGAGUGUAUAGGAAAACUGCCUUAAAGAUUUUCUAGUGAGACCGAUCGAUAAGCCAGCAAACCGUGUAUAUAUUUAUUACAUAGAGGCCGAGUCGGUGAGAAUUUUUUUUACUAAAUACAAUUUACGAGUAAGUAUAACUUUUAACACAAAUCAAUACGAUCUGUACAUAGUCGACAUACAAACAUACAAAAAACACCCUGCAUAUAUAUAUUAAUAUGUAUACAAACAAGCAUAUACAUACCUAUAUAUAAAGUGUUUUACAACAACGUGGAUUAGUUGGUAACCGUAGAGCGAGACAUUCUUAGCAAAAUUACACCUAAGUUUUCCAGAUUCAGAUGACUUUUUAACCAGACAAAGGUAGACAAAUUGUGAAAUUAUUAAAUUAUGUAGAAAAGCAGUCAGAGUAAUAAACUAUUUGUAUUUCAACUUGUUUUCCAGGAGAUCCUAAGUUUAGUAAAACGUAAUAUAAUGUAAAUGAUAAAACGAAACGAACGUAUGUAAAAUAAUUGCAUAAAUAAUUUGAAAUAUAUUCGCCGAUUGCCUUCAACUAGAGGAAUUUUGAUUACACUUAAUAACAAAUACUAAAUAUUUAAUAAUAAUUGAAUAAUGCAUUGAAUAUUUAUACAAAACAAAAGGCAAAAGCAACUAUUAAUAUAUGGAAGAGUGGGUAGAAGAGGUCGAGAAGAAAGACGCAGAAGGUCAGGCGCAUACAGAAAAGAACAAAUCUACACAAAAAUGAAAUUCAAAAAGAACUGAAGUAAAAACAAAGAUUUUAAAGCAGUAACAAAUGGCAAACAAAAGAGAACAAACGAAAAAAUAAAAAAAUCAAGAUAAAGCAUUCAUAUUUGUACACUAAAGAUCCGUUAAGGACUACGCAACUUAUACACGCAAUAUUAGACUAAACCGACUUCGAUAACCAAUAACCGAUAGAUUUCCCCCAGCCCCCAGCACAGAAGAAAUGAGAGGGUUUCCGAAAAAUCCCCAUCUUCAGCUGCAUCAAUUUGAUUAAUAUUUUUUUUUUAACUAGAGACACUCGCACAUAUCCAAUGAAAGACGUCGAUUACUUUCCAUUCCCAUUCCUAUCGAAAGACCACCACCCCUAGAUACGCACACCCCCAAGAAUCUAAUACGAAAACGAAAUCGAUGGCUGAAUCGAGAUCACAACCACAAUUACGAUAACUAUUACAAUGGCCACCAUAACCACAGAUGCACAACCACUGGAGCGAAGGACAUGCGAAUUAAGAAGACGGAUGUAGAAGCUGAGAGGAGUAGAUCGAAUCUAGUGAAUAAUUUAAGGCGUUAAGCGUACUUCUAGUUUGUAUGUCUUAUAUACACGCAGAUAUAUCUAGGUAUAUGGAAAUAGCAUAAUUAUACAGAUAUACAGACCUAUGAAUAAAUCAGAUAACGCAUACAACUAGCUAGUGGAUCGAUGUCGAGUGUAAGUCGCUGAAUAUCGAUAGUAAUCGAUCCAAAUCGAUAGAGAUUUAGUAGAUCCAAUCUUUUUUUUGUACUUGUACUUGUAUGGUAAAUGCUAAAGGUAAAGGUAAACGGUAACGAUAAACGGUAAUGGACAUUUAACUAGUUAUAACGUGCAGUUAUCGUAAUUUAUGAUUAUCGAUUAUUGAGUCUUGAGUACGAUUAUUACGAACGUUUAAUUUUGUUAAUACGAAAACAAAACGCGAGCAUGGUUAAUAAAGCUUUAAUUUGAAGCUAUAUAGGUAUAUAUAUAUACGCAAAUACAUAUAUAUAUAUACCCACACACUAACACACACCCGACGCAAUACACAGAAAUAGACACAUACAGACAAGGAAACGUCCUCAGUUUAUAAAUUUUGAAAUGAGUGACACGGCAAACUUGAAACGAAACGAACGAAACGAAACACGUAGGCAGUACGGAUUAGGUCUUAAGGCCCCAUAUAAGUAAUAUACAAUUUAAAUUAUUUAAAAAUCAAUUUAUUAUUGAUGGCAAACGGAAGCGAAAGCGGAACGAUGGCGAUAGCGAUAGUGAUGACGAUAACGACAGCGAGAGGGGAGAGCCAGGCAGUAUAGAUCGGAGCCGCGAACAUAUACAUGUGAUCAUAUAUCCGAUAUCCGUCGAUAUAUAUGCACGUCCGAUAUAUGCGCACGUGCCCCGAUCGC
Molecule: messenger RNA, 12702 nt
Organism: Drosophila sechellia
Lineage: Eukaryota; Metazoa; Arthropoda; Insecta; Diptera; Drosophilidae
Gene: shakB
Product: Innexin family member shaking B
Exons: 12
Coding region: 4277-5362 (361 amino acids)
Cellular component (GO): gap junction; plasma membrane
Molecular function (GO): gap junction channel activity
Source: RefSeq, a predicted model, not a curated record